Maudiozyma barnettii is the source of this 2118-nucleotide messenger RNA. It is a transcript of the gene DEF1, whose product is annotated as DNA damage-responsive RNA polymerase-degradation factor DEF1. Bases 1 to 2118 code for a protein of 705 amino acids. The transcript has a single exon. Gene Ontology annotation, molecular function: ubiquitin binding. NCBI's taxonomy places the organism in Eukaryota, Fungi, Ascomycota, Saccharomycetes, Saccharomycetales, Saccharomycetaceae. The record is from RefSeq and is a predicted model, not a curated record.
AUGUCUGCACAAAACAGAUCCGUAAAUACGAGCAAGAGUAAGAACAAGAAGAAACUUGAUUCCACAGUUCAGUCUAAGAUAGAUACACUAAGAGAGUUGUUUCCUGAUUGGACUAGUGAAGAUUUAGUCGAUAUUGUUCAAGAAUUCGGUGACUUAGAGACUAUAAUUGAUAAGAUCACGUCUGGCGCAGUAACUAAAUGGGAUGAGGUAAAGAAACCUACUAAGAAGGAAAGAAAAGAACAAAACAUUAAUUCAUUUGCAUCAUCAUCAUAUAAUAACUACGAUAGUAGCAAUAUAAUCUCACAAGAUUAUGAGUCCUCUUUGCGUACUUUACCUAAACCGGAGGAUGAUUGGUCUCCUGCUACAGGUCAUACCUCCUCCUCAUCUAAUGCAUAUAAUAAGAAAAGAUCAACCAAUAAUAACAAUUCCACUCAUACUGGUGCAGGUGCAUCACAUCAUCAUCAUAAUAACAACAUUGCUGAUCAAAGAAAGAAAAACAGUAAGGCGAUUACUUUAGAUAAAGGCGCCGUGGGCAAAACCACUGGUAAUUUAUCUAAGCCCGUCUCACAUACUACUUCAUGGGCAUCUGCUGUAGCCAGUGAAAACUCUACACAUGGUAACCAAAGUCAUAAUACCGCUAUAAGGGAACAUCAUGAUGACACACAACUACCGGAAGAUCAAGAACAAGAUCAAGAACAAGCUCAAGAUCAAGAAGAUGAUCUUGACUCAAAUGAUAAAUCCAUUGCUCAGGUAGAAACAACUGCUAUUCCAAAGAAUGGCAAUGCUAAUUUACCAUCUUUGUCUUCAGGAGGCACCUCAAUUGCAUCGAGUGGCACGAAGAAGAUGUCGUGGGCAGCUAUUGCUACUCCAAAGACUAAAGCCCCUGCCAAAUCUGAAGCUUCAGGCGCAACAGAACCAGCACCAUCAUUAGAGAACCUGGACUCCCUAAAGAAUGAAAUCGAGAACGUUGAAAAUGAGGAAGAAAGUUCUGAAGAAGAAAAAGAAAGUUCUGAGGAAGAAGAAUCAUCCGAGGAAGAAGAAAGCUCUGAGGAAGAAGAAUCAUCCAGUGAAGAGGAAGAAUCAUCCAGUGAAGAAGAAGAAUCCUCAAGUGAAGAAGAAAAACAAGAAGAGGAAGAUGUCAAAGAGAUUAAGAAAGAAGUUAAGAUUAGUGAGGAAAAAACUGUCGAUGUCAAGGGUAACCCUGAAACUAUUAUCCAAGAGGCUGCUGUUCAAGUCACAGCUGAAAUUCCAGUUGCUGCCGUUACUGGCGAUGUCGCAACCCCAGUUGCUGGUGACGCUGCUGCUCAGCUACAAGCCCAAGCCCAAGCUCAAGCCCAAGCCCAUGCCCAAGCUCAAGCCCAGGCUCAAGCACAAGCUGCUCAACAACAACAAUACUACAUGUACCAAAACCAAUUUGGUUACAAUUACCCAGGCAUGUUUGACAACCAAUCCUAUGGCUUCAACCAAGCUAAUAACCAAAACAUGGGCAUGAACAACCAAUACAGCAACGCGCAACAUGGUGGUUUUGGUAACGCUUCUGCUGCUGCUGCUGGUGAACCUGGUACUGCUGGCGAUGCCUCAUCUGCUGCUGCCAACCCAUUAAUGAACAAUAUGAGUCAACAACAGCAGCAACAAAUGUACGGCAACUCUUUCAUGCCAUACUACAACCAUUUCUAUCAACAAUCUAUGCCAUACGCUCAACCUCAAUAUGGCGUCAAUGGCCAAUAUCCAUACCAAGUUCCAAAGAACAACUACAAUUACUAUGCUGGCCAACAACAACCACAAGUACAACCACAACAACCACCACAAGGCAACGGUGAAUCCCCAGCUGCCCCAGGUGCUACUUCCUCUGGUCAAACCCCAGGUCAAACCCCAGGUCAAUUGCAACAAGGCGAUGCAAACCAGCAACAAAUGAACAUGCAACAAAUCCAAUUGCAACAAUACUAUCAAUUCCAACAACAACAGCAACAACAACAGCAACAACAACAACAACAAGCUGCCGCCGCCGCCGCCGCUGCUGCUCAACAAGGUGUUCCAUAUGGUUACAACGGCUACGAUUACGGAAGUUCCACCACUGGUAACGGGAACCAACAACAAGGGUCCAGAGGUUUCUAUUAA